This is a messenger RNA of Populus nigra (black poplar), 1133 nucleotides long. RefSeq lists its product as uncharacterized. The transcript is spliced from 5 exons. Bases 139 to 948 code for a protein of 269 amino acids. The record is from RefSeq and is a predicted model, not a curated record. Lineage: Eukaryota; Viridiplantae; Streptophyta; Magnoliopsida; Malpighiales; Salicaceae.
CCUUUUCUGCACUUUGCACUGUAGCUGAAAAUACUAAAAUUUGGAUCUUGUCUCUUGGGAAGUCAAAGGGAAACAGAGAUGAAGGAAAUACUAGCGGCGUAAGGAAAAAAAUCCGAGCUUUUUCAGCGAGAAAACAACAUGUGUAUAGCAGUGUUUUUAUGGCAAGCUCACCCUCUUUAUCCAUUUCUCUUGUUACUCAACAGAGAUGAAUAUCACAGCCGGCCAACAAAGCCUCUGGGAUGGUGGGAAGGUGGAGAGAUUCUAGGUGGGAAAGAUGAGCUUGCAGGUGGGACAUGGCUGGGUUGCACCAGAGAUGGUAAGAUUGCUUUUAUCACUAAUGUUAGAGAACUUAAAUCAAUCCCUCAAGCAAAGUCUCGAGGUGACCUUACCCUUCGUUUUUUAGAGAGCAACAAGAACCCAAAGGAAUAUGCAGAGGAGCUUUCCAAGGAGGCAGAUCAGUAUAAUGGGUUUAACCUGAUAUUAGCUGAUAUAUCUUCUAAAUCCAUGGUUUACUUAACAAAUAGGCCAAAACCAGAAAAUUUCAUAGUCAUGGAGGUGACACCAGGGAUGCAUGUACUGUCAAAUGCAAGCCUAGACUCUCCAUGGCCUAAGGCACAACGUCUUGGCCAUGGUUUUAAAGACCUCCUGGAAAAAUAUGGUGAAGCGGAACUUCCCACAAAAGAGAUGGCUGAAAUACUAAUGACCAACACAAUUAAAGAUGAUGAAAGCAUGCUUCCUGGAAUAUAUCCUUCUGAGCGGGAACACCAGUUAAGUUCUAUAUUCAUCGAGGCAGACACUCCCCUGGGACGAUAUGGAACUAGAAGUACUUGUGCAUUGUCCGUAAAAUCAAGUGGAGAGGUUAACUUUUACGAAAGGUAUCUUGACAAGGACCAGUGGAAAGAGCACACAAUGAGUUACCAGAUCAAAAAGAUGGAAGUACAUGGGUGAUUUAACUCAGUCCAGUCGUCCUUUCAAUGAAAAUAAGUGUCCUUUCAAAAUCAGAUAGGCUGAGUUACAAGAUUAUGUAACUUAAUGGGUUUUUAAUUGAAGGGCUUCAAAUGUAUAAAUAAGUUCUUCGCACCUUCUUUUGUCUCCGACGGUAGUUCAAUUAAAGCUUUCCUGUUUCAAGCGCG